CUCUGGCCGGCGAGAGAGAAGGGCGCGGCGGGCAGAGCGCAGCUGGACCUCGCGACUCUCGACUCCCCGGAGCAGGCAGGUGACGGUGCCCGCUUGGCAGAGAUGGAGAACGCCCUGACGGCCCGGGAUCGGGUUGGAGUGCAGGACUUUGUCUUGCUGGAAAACUUCACCAGCGAAGCCGCUUUCAUCGAGAACCUGCGCAGGCGGUUCAAGGAGAACCUCGUCUACACAUACAUUGGCUCGGUUCUGGUCUCGGUGAACCCCUACAAGGACCUGGAGAUCUACAGUAAGCAGCACAUGAACCGUUACCGUGGCGUCAGUUUCUACGAAGUCUCUCCUCACCUCUACGCCAUCGCUGACAACUCCUACCGUUCGCUGCGGACGGAGAGGAAGGACCAGUGCAUCCUCAUCUCGGGGGAGAGCGGGGCGGGCAAGACGGAGGCCACCAAGAAGAUCCUGCAGUACUACGCGGUCACCUGCCCUGCGAGCGAGCAGGUGGAGACGGUGAAGGACAGGCUGCUGCAGUCCAACCCGGUCCUUGAGGCCUUUGGGAACGCCAAGACUCUGCGCAAUGACAACUCCAGCCGCUUUGGGAAAUACAUGGACGUCCAGUUCGAUUACAAGGGGGCUCCCAUCGGGGGCCACAUCCUGAACUACCUCUUGGAGAAGUCGCGGGUAGUGCACCAGAAUCAUGGCGAGAGGAACUUCCACAUCUUCUACCAGCUGUUGGAGGGGGGGGAGGAAGACCUGCUGCGGAGGCUGGGGCUGGAGAAGAGCCCCCACCAGUACCAGUUUCUGGUGAAGGGCCAGUGUGCCAAGGUCGCCUCCAUCAACGACAAGAGCGACUGGAAGGUGGUGCGCAGGGCACUGUCCGUCAUCAACUUCAGCGACAGUGAAGUCGAGGACCUGCUGAGCAUCAUUGCAAGCGUGUUGCACCUGGGGAAUGUGCAGUUUACAACUGACGAACACGGCAGUGCUCAAGUGACCACGGAGAACCAGAUCAAAUACUUGGCCAGGCUCCUGGGCCUGGAGAACUCGGUGCUGCAGGAAGCCCUGACCCACAAGAAGAUCAUUGCGAAGGGAGAACAGCUGGUCAGCCCUCUCAGCCUGGAACAGGCCUCCUAUGCUCGUGACGCUCUGGCCAAGGCCGUCUAUGGGCGCACCUUCUCCUGGCUGGUGGGGAAGAUUAACAAGUCCUUGGCUUACAAGGAGACGGAGGGCCUGGGCUGGAGGAAGAGCUCCACUGUGCUGGGACUGCUGGAUAUUUACGGAUUCGAGGUUUUCCAGCACAACUGCUUUGAGCAAUUCUGCAUCAAUUACUGCAAUGAGAAGCUGCAGCAGCUGUUCAUAGAACUCACCCUGAAGUCUGAGCAAGAGGAGUACGAAGCCGAGGGCAUCGCGUGGGAGCCAGUUCAGUACUUCAACAACAAGAUCAUCUGCGACUUGGUGGAAGAAAAGUUUAAAGGCAUAAUUUCCAUUCUGGAUGAGGAGUGCCUGCGGCCUGGGGACGCCACAGAUACGACCUUUCUGGAGAAGCUGGAGGAGACCAUUAAGAGCCACCCCCAUUUCCUCACCCACAAGCUGGCCGAUGCCAAGACCCGGAAGUCGUUGGGGCGGGAAGAGUUCCGCCUGCUGCACUACGCCGGGGAAGUCACCUACAGCGUGGCAGGUUUCUUGGAUAAGAACAACGACCUGCUCUUCCGGAACCUCAAGGAGGCCAUGUGCGACUCAGAGAACCCCAUCGUCACCCAGUGCUUUGACAGGACGGAGCUGACCGACAAGAAGAGGCCUGAGACGGCCGUCACCCAGUUUAAGAACAGCCUCUUGAAGCUGAUGGAGAUCCUCAUGUCCAAGGAGCCCUCCUACGUCCGUUGCAUCAAGCCGAAUCAUGCCAAGCAGGCCGGCAAUUUUGACGAAGUUUUGAUUCGGCACCAAGUGAAAUACUUGGGCUUGAUGGAGAACCUGAGAGUGCGCAGGGCUGGUUUUGCAUAUCGGCGGAAAUACGAGGUUUUUCUGCAAAGGUACAAAUCUCUGUGUCCUGAGACGUGGCCCACCUGGAACGGGAGGCCUCAGGACGGAGUGGCCGUCCUCCUGAAACACCUGGGCUUCAAGCAGGAGGAGUACAAGCUGGGCAGGACAAAAAUAUUUAUUCGUUUUCCUAAAACUCUGUUUGCGACAGAAGAAGCCCUGGAAGUUCGCAAGCAAAGCCUCGCCACAAAAAUCCAAGCUGCUUGGCGAGGCUUCUAUCGGCGAAAGAAGUACCUUCAAAUGAAGCAUUCAGCGGUCACUAUCCAGGCCUGGUGGCGUGGUACUCUGGGACGCCGGAAGGCUGCCAAGAAGAAGUGGGCAGUGGAGAUAAUCCGGCGGUUCAUCAAAGGUUUCAUUUACCGAAAUUGCUCCCGCUGCCCUGAGAACGAAUACUUCCUGGACUACAUCCGUUACUCUUUCAUGAUGAGCCUGAAGCGCAACCUGCCAAAGACUGUCCUAGACAAGUCCUGGCCGGUGCCGCCGCCUUCCCUGCGAGAGGCAUCCCAGCUCUUGAGGGAGCUCUGCAUGCAGAACCUGGUUUGGAGCUACUGCAAAAGAAUCAGCCCCGAAUGGAAAAUGCAGCUGGAGCAGAAAGUGGUGGCCAGUGAGAUAUUUAAGGGAAAAAAGGACAAUUACCCCCAAAGUGUUCCUAGGCUUUUCCUCAAUACUCGUCUUGGUAAUGAAGAGAUAAAUGCCAAAAUCCUUCAGGUGCUGGGGAAUGAGGCGCUUAAGUACGCCGUUCCUGUGGUUAAGUAUGACCGCAAAGGCUACAAAGCCCGUGCCCGGCAGCUGCUGCUCACCCAGAACGCUGCUGUGCUGGUGGAAGAAUCCAAAGUCAAGCAGCAGAUCGACUACGGCAACCUCACAGGCAUCUCAGUCAGCAGCCUGAGCGACAAUCUCUUUGUGCUCCACGUGCUUCGCCAGGACAACAAGCAGAAGGGAGAUGUUGUGCUGCAGAGUGAUUUUGUGAUUGAAACUUUGACUAAAAUUGCCAUAAGUGCCAACAAAGUCAACAGUGUUAAUAUCAACCAGGGCAGCAUCAAAUUCACAGUUGGGCAGGGCAAGGAAGGCAUCAUUGACUUCACCUCAGGAUCUGAGUUGCUGAUAGCCAAAGCCAAGAAUGGCCACCUGGCAGUCGUGGCUCCUCGUUUGAAUUCUCGAUGAUGGCGAUGGACACUUCAAGGGGCCGUAGACUAAUUCAGUGAACAUGGUCGCAGGUUUUCCUUGGCCUCUUCAUUAGUGAGGGGCCUCUCUUUGCCCCCGUUCUCUGGCCACCAAUGACCCUC
Messenger RNA from Thamnophis sirtalis, 3314 nucleotides. It is a transcript of the gene MYO1C, whose product is annotated as myosin IC. Gene Ontology annotation, molecular function: actin filament binding; microfilament motor activity; ATP binding. NCBI's taxonomy places the organism in Eukaryota, Metazoa, Chordata, Lepidosauria, Squamata, Natricidae. The record is from RefSeq and is a predicted model, not a curated record. Gene Ontology annotation, biological process: actin filament-based movement; endocytosis; actin filament organization. Gene Ontology annotation, cellular component: myosin complex; microvillus; cytoplasm.